Hibiscus syriacus is the source of this 1075-nucleotide messenger RNA. Its product is annotated as NAC domain-containing protein 92-like. The record is from RefSeq and is a predicted model, not a curated record. Gene Ontology annotation, molecular function: DNA binding. The coding region runs from base 16 to 954 and encodes 312 amino acids. The transcript has 4 exons. Lineage: Eukaryota; Viridiplantae; Streptophyta; Magnoliopsida; Malvales; Malvaceae. Gene Ontology annotation, biological process: regulation of DNA-templated transcription.
UUUUGAGGGUUUGGAAUGGAGAACAUUUAUAGCUUCAGGAACGAAGAUGUUCGACUGGAAUUGCCUCCGGGAUUUCGAUUCCACCCAACCGAUGAAGAGUUGAUAACUCACUACCUUUCCAAGAAGGUUCUCAACAGCUUAUACUCUUGUAUCGCCAUUGGUGAGGUUGAUUUGAACAAGUGUGAGCCUUGGGAUUUGCCUUGGAGAGCCAAAAUGGGGGAGAAAGAGUGGUAUUUUUUCUGCUUUAGGGACCGGAAAUAUCCGACUGGACUGAGAACAAACAGGGCGACCGAUGCCGGUUACUGGAAAGCCACAGGCAAAGAUAAAGACAUUUUCAAAGGGAAAUCACUUGUUGGGAUGAAGAAAACUUUGGUUUUCUACAAAGGGAGAGCACCCAAAGGUGGAAAAACCAAUUGGGUCAUGCAUGAAUUUCGUUUGGAAGGCCAAUUUUCCAUUUUCAAUCUCCCCAAAACAGCCAAGAACGACUGGGUUAUUUGUAGAGUAUUCCAAAAGAGUCCCAACGGAAAGAAAAUACACAUUUCAGGUUUGCCUUCAUUAGUGGACUCCUCACCGCCUCGCAACAGCGAAACCAGAGCCGUCGUCAUCGGCGAGACGUCAAACGUGACCUGCUUCUCCGACCCGAUGGACGACUGUAAAGCACUGGAUGAAAUGAUUGAUAGCUUCGACGCUUGCCUCCUACCUUCUUCAUCAUCCUCUGCAAAUUCUCUGCACAACUCCUCAUAUAUCACCACCAAGGCCAACCAAACCAACCCGAACAUCGGAAACUUGCAGUAUCCGGAUUAUUUUUGGGUUCAAGAUCAGUCUGUAUUGAGGAUUCUAAUCCAAAGUCGUGAUUCGAAGCCAGAUAUUUCCCAGGAUUCAGCCGAAAUGAUUCAAGAUCCUUCAUGUGCUGCAGGACCGGUAGGCCUGGGUAAUUGCUUCUGGGAUUAUUGAAUUUGAAGAUUGGAAGAGUUUCAAGAUUCAAGAAUCUUACUGUCAUAUAGAUUUGUGUGUGAAUAGAUUGAUUUCUCAACAUCAGUAGGAAAGUAAAGAAGAAUGUGUUGUGUGUAGUUAA